CUGAACUUUAGAUCUCAUACAUUGUAGCCUAUAAGAAGAAGAAUGAAGAUGAGAUUCUAACUUAACAAUGAUGGAUAGCAGCGGUUGGAAUUUGCACAAACGAUAUAUGUGUCCUCACUGCAAGAAAAUCUACGCGCCGAAGAGCCUGCUAAAAAAGCAUAUGCAGUUCGGUUGUAAAAUGAAUCCGCGCAACACCACGACAUUCUCCUGUACUUUCUGCCCUUACAAGAGCAUAUACAAAGCAAACAUGGAGAGACACGUGAGCAAUGUUCAUAACACCGGCAGCCUCAAGUUCCGCUGCGAGCUCUGCAAUUUCCGCAGCAACUACUCCUUCUGCGUUCGCAGACACAUAAAGACCUUCCAUCGAUUAGACGAUUUUCAGAAAUAA
Atta colombica is the source of this 388-nucleotide messenger RNA. RefSeq names its product protein krueppel-like. The transcript has 2 exons. The coding region runs from base 68 to 388 and encodes 106 amino acids. Lineage: Eukaryota; Metazoa; Arthropoda; Insecta; Hymenoptera; Formicidae. The record is from RefSeq and is a predicted model, not a curated record.